Molecule: messenger RNA, 1506 nt
Organism: Panicum hallii
Lineage: Eukaryota; Viridiplantae; Streptophyta; Magnoliopsida; Poales; Poaceae
Product: sucrose transport protein SUT3-like
Exons: 7
Coding region: 1-1506 (501 amino acids)
Biological process (GO): sucrose transport
Cellular component (GO): plasma membrane
Molecular function (GO): sucrose:proton symporter activity
Source: RefSeq, a predicted model, not a curated record
AUGGCCGACGACACGGAGGGCUCCGGCGGCGGCAAGCAGCCGCAGAUCAGCCUGGUGGGGCUGUUCCUCGCAUGCAUGGUCGCCGGCGGCGUGCAGUACGGUUGGGCGCUGCAGCUCUCCCUCCUCACACCCUACGUCCAGACACUGGGAAUUCCUCAUGCUCUUACUUCAGUCAUGUGGCUCUGUGGACCAAUUGCUGGCUUACUUGUGCAACCCUGCGUCGGCCUGUACAGUGACAAAUGCACCUCCAAGCUUGGGAGGCGGAGGCCAUUCAUCUUUACAGGAUGCGUCAUCAUCUGUAUAUCAGUGAUCAUCAUCGGGUUCUCGUCCGACAUCGGGUACGCUCUCGGUGACACCAAGGAAGACUGCACGGUUUACACGGGGAAGCGGCUGCACGCUGCGGCGUUCUUCGUCAUGGGGUUCUGGCUGCUGGACUUCUCCAACAACACCGUGCAGGGCCCGGCGCGCGCGCUCAUGGCCGACCUAGCGGGCAGCCACGGCCCCAGCGCGGCGAACGCCAUCUUCGUGUCGUGGAUGGCGAUCGGGAACAUCCUGGGCUACUCCUCCGGCUCCACCAACAACUGGCACAAGUGGUUCCCGUUCCUGCAGACCAGGGCGUGCUGCGAGGCCUGCGCCAACCUCAAGGCUGCCUUCCUGGUGUCCGUGGUGUUCUUGGGCCUCUCCACGGUGGUCACCAUGAUCUUCGCCAACGAGGUGCCGCUGGACCCGGUGGUGGCCAAGCAGCAGAGCGAGGGGCAGGCGUCGGGGCCGCUGGCCGUGUUCAAGGGCCUCAAGAACCUGCCCCCGGGCAUGCCGCAGGUGCUCAUCGUCACCGGCCUCACGUGGCUCUCGUGGUUCCCCUUCAUCCUCUUCGACACCGACUGGAUGGGCCGCGAGAUGUACCACGGGAGGCCCGACGGGAGCCCCAACGAGGUCGCCAACUUCCAGGAGGGCGUCCGCCAGGGUGCAUUCGGCCUGCUGCUCAACUCCGUCGUCCUCGGAUUCAGCUCCUUCCUCAUCGAGCCCAUGUGCCGGAAGCUCACCGCCAAGGUGGUCUGGGUCAUGAGCAGCUUCAUCGUCUGCAUCGCGAUGGCCAUGGUCACCGUCCUCAGCUCCUGGUCUCUCGGUGACAUCGGUGGUAACGUGCAGGACGCCGCCGCCGUCGACAAGGGCCUCAAGAGCGCCGCGCUCGCCCUCUUCGUCGCACUCGGGUUCCCCUUCGCGGUCCUGUGCAGUGUUCCGUUCGCCGUGACGGCGCAGCUGGCGGCAAGCAAGGGCGGUGGGCAGGGGCUGUGCACGGGGGUCCUCAACAUCUCCAUCGUGGUGCCGCAGAUGAUCAUCGCCGUUGGCUCCGGUCCAUGGGACGAGCUGUUCGGGAAGGGCAACAUCCCUGCGUUCGGGGUAGCCUCCGUGUUCGCCUUCACCUCCGCCGUUGCAGGCAUCUUCAUGCUGCCCAAGCUAUCCAAGACCAGUUUCAAGUCUGUCUCCAUGGGAGGAGGUCACUGA